Macrosiphum euphorbiae (potato aphid) is the source of this 687-nucleotide messenger RNA. Lineage: Eukaryota; Metazoa; Arthropoda; Insecta; Hemiptera; Aphididae. The record is from the annotation of a GenBank genome assembly.
AUGGAUUUUGCAGGAUCCGCUCGCUACUUGUUGGCAGUGGCGACGAUAGCCAUAGCAAUCUCGCUUGGCUGUGCGGCCCCCCAAAUUCGGCUUGACCUUAUCCAGUCCAUGCAACACCAGCGACUCCGCUCCUACGUCGCUACCGUCCAAGUUACAGCUACGGUUGCCGAAAAUUUCAUGUAUCUUCAAUACCAAGAAAUACCAGUUGCCACAGACUUCUCCGGACGACAAAAACAACAAGAUUCGCAGCAACCGCCUAAGCAACAGCCACAGCAGAUCUCGCCGAAACUGACGGUAGCCAAACAACCGGGCGGAAAACAUCCUUACCAGUCGUUGGAAAACGCAUCUGUGAGACCGAGACCGAGACCUUCACCGAGACCGAGACCUUCACCGAGACCGAGACCUUCACCGAGACCGAGACCUUCGCCGAAACCGACGGUAGCCAAACAAUCGGACGGAAAACAUCCUUACCAGUCGUUGGCAAACGUAUCUGUGAGACCGAGACCGAGACCUUCACCGGGACCGCACCCUCCGCCGAUACCGGAGAUAGAGAUCACAACCCACGAUUUCCGUCCCUUAGUGAAUGUCCCGCUGAAAAAAUGCAGUGAGGGUCAAGUGUUCAACAGACACCUGAAAUGCGUUCCAAAGCCUGAAACAAGUACCAACCCUGAAGAUGAGGAGAACUAG